Messenger RNA from Amphibalanus amphitrite, 2541 nucleotides. Its product is annotated as methyl-CpG-binding domain protein 6-like. Lineage: Eukaryota; Metazoa; Arthropoda; Thecostraca; Balanomorpha; Balanidae. The coding region runs from base 115 to 2541 and encodes 808 amino acids. The record is from RefSeq and is a predicted model, not a curated record. Gene Ontology annotation, cellular component: nucleus; chromocenter. The transcript has 10 exons. Gene Ontology annotation, molecular function: DNA binding; chromatin binding.
GCAGUGUGGGAGGGUACGGUGACGGUUGGUGUUGUUUGAGAUAUACCUGCUAUUACCUACUGAAACAUCAGCGCACAGCGCCGUCGAUGGAGGCGCUGCCAGUCUGACCAGGAGAUGAGCGCGCCUCCGCCGGGCGGCGGCUGGCCGUCCGGCGCCCCGCCGCCGUCCGCGCCCAGUAUCGACUACUGGAAGCAGCUCCAGUACCGACAGCUGCAGCAGCAGCAGCUGCAGUACCACCAGCAGCAGGCGGCCUGGGCCGAACCUCGGGCCGCCGCCGCCGCCGUAUCCGCGGCGGCUGGUGACGGCAGCAACUAUGUGACGACGGUGAUGGUGGGCGGGCUGCCGACGCCCGGCUCGCCGCGCCGCUGCGAGUCCGUGCGCUCGGACGCGGCCGAGUCGUCGUGCAGCUCUCUGAGCCAGGAGAGCCUGUCGCCGCCGGCGCGGCUGGCCGGCGUGCACUCAGUGACGGCACCCGAGGGCUGGAAUCGCGUCACUAGUAACGGACUGGUGGUCUACGUCAGUCCGAGCGGAGUGAGCCUCACUUCCCGGGAGGAGGCGCGCCAGUACCUGCGCGCCGCCGGCACAUGCAAGUGUGGCCUCGAGUGCCCCAUCCUCGUGGAGAAGUCGUUCAACUUCGACCCGAAGGUGAUCACCAGGCCGCGGAGCGGCGCUGUCGGAGCGGUCCCCCCGGGCGGCGCCGUCAGUCCCAGUGAGACCACCAAGACGUGCAACCACCGCCGGAAACGGGCUGAGCUACAGCUGCGCCGCGCCACCGGAAAAGAUGUUCCUCCCACCUUCCAGGAGCAGCGAUGUAAUCCGCACAACAACCCCUUCUUCCGUGACCAGAUGCUUCAGGCGAUGGAGCAGAUGGGAUACCAUCAGCAGCAGCAGCAGCAGCAGCAGGCGUACCAGCAGUCCCAGCAGCUGUACCACCCCGGCCAGCAGUCGUACCAGCCGCAGUACCAGCCGAGUCCGGUGGCGACGCCCGCCGGGCCGCGGUGGCCGGCCGUGACCACGGGUCGGCUGCCGGCGCCGGCGGCUCCACCUCCCCACCUGCUGCGGGCGCACUGGGACGAGCUGAGGCGGCGGCGGGCGGCCGGCCGCGGCCGACGGCGCGCCUCGCCCUGUCCCAACGUGGAGGUGCGCCAGCUGCCGGGUGCCGGCGGCGACUCGCCUUCCUUCAUGGACGAUCCCAGCGGCUACCUGGCGCACCAGACCCAGCUGCUCAACGACACCAUGCAGGAGGGAUUAAGUCCGGUACCGGCCGAGGUGCCCAUCCCCAGCACAGUGCCCCUGCCGGCCCGCGUCGGCAAGCACGCGCCACCGGAGACUCCGGCGCCGGCUGAGUCCCCGGGGACGGCGCCCGACCGGGCCCCCGCGCCCGACUGCACGGCAGGGGACCCGUCGCCCGCCGCCGCCGACUCUGCCGAGCAGGGUACUCAGCCGACCGAGCAGCCUGCCGACAGCGCGGAGUCCCAGUCACCGGCCCCGGAGUCGGAUGCAGCCCCGCAGCCGGCCGAGUCAGCAGAGUCCAGUCGUUCCGAGUCGCUGUCGACUCCGGCUGAGUCGGAGGCUGAGCGGACUGGAGAGGCAGUCGUCAGCUCAGCCGGGGACACACAGACGCGGGCGGAGGCGGCGCCGGCCUCCACCAGUGCGCCCGGCCCGGUGGCGACUCAGGCGCAGCAGACGGUGGUGAGCGGGGACGCCGAGGUGCCGCUGAUGCAGUCGCUGCCGGCCGGGCAGAUCCUCUUACCCUCCGGACAGCUGAUCCUCACGCAGCCGUUCCAGCCGAUGCUGCAGUACGUGAACGCGUUCCAGAUGCAGCCUCCGCUGGUGGUGUCGGCCGGCGGGGCGCUGCUGCGGCCGCAGCAGGCCGAGCCGACCGACCAGACGCCGGCCGGCCGCAGGAGGCGGCGCCGCCAGACCGCCGGCGGGCCGGUCGCCCCGCAGCGCUCCCAGCAGCAGCAGCAGCAGGCCGGCGGACAGCUCCUGCAGGUGGUAUCUGUGUUGGGCGACCAGUGCCAGAGCUCGCUGUCCGCGCCGCCGCCGCCGCCGCCGCCGACAGCCGAACACCAGACGCGCAUGGCGGCCGACUCGAGCACCUCGGACCGCGGCUCGCCGGACGGCGGCGGCGGCGGCGGCGGGCCGGGCAGCUCACCGGGUCCGCGGGACGAACCCGUCAGCUCCACCGGCGAGCCAGCCGACGAGCCGCCGCGACCGGCAAAACGACCCAGGCAGACCGCCGAAGAUGACGAGUGUGAUCCGCCGUUCAGUUCCGGUGACCUGGUCUGGGGCUCUCACCACGGGCUCUGCUCCUGGCCGGGCCAGGUGAUCGAGCGCACCGACGUCCAGGCGUGCGAUCCGUCGCAGGUAUGGGUGCAGUGGUUCGGCGACCACACCAUGUCACUGGAGGCCGUCGACCAGCUAAGGAGGCUGCACGGCCAGGGCGCCGGCAAGCGCAACAAAUCUCCGGCGGGGAACAGCAGUUUCGAGGAGGCUCUCAAAGAGGCGCUGGCGGCGGUCGAGCGCCAGCGGAAGUAG